GGGCCAGGUGACCUCGAGCCUCACAACAUCCGGGCCUGGCGCGGGAGGGACGGAGAGGGGCUGCGACCGGUUGUUAUGGAGACGGGCUGCUACAAUCCCUCCGAAAGAUUCGCGAUUUCACCCUGGAGGACUGCUCCAGAUAUUGAUCCGGGUUUAAUUGGGUGUACGAAAAAGGCCGCAUCUCCUGAGGCACUCGCUGGCCCUCUUGCCGUCUGCUGCAGGAAAAGACUACGUUUGCCGAAAAAAUAAAGAAGAUACGAAGAAUGACGGAGUACGACUGGGAUAAGAAAAGUACUUCAGCUUCAUGUUCAGACAGAGAAAUGAAACCUGAACAACUGCCUACUUGUGUGAACCCUGGCAAUCCUGUGUUUUCAUGUAUGUUGGAUCCAAAGACACUCCAUACAGCAACCUCACUCUCUGUUCCUAAGAUGAUUAUGUAUAAAACCAGUUCAAGUACUUAUGGUGAAUUUUUACCUAUGCCACAGUUUUUUCCCUGCAAUUAUACUCCAAAAGGGCAAGAAUUUUCAAGCCAUAUCAGAGCUACUGGAUUUUAUCAAAAUAAUACUCUAAACACUGCACCUGACAAAACCAGAACACUUGAUUUUCCUAAUUUUCAACACACUCUAUGAAAAUAUAUUCCUUUGUAUAUUUAAGAGAAAAUAAACUCAGGAAAAAAUGAGUUUUAAGACUAAGGCUAGAAUUCCUAUUUUGAAAUAUAAAAAUAUUUGAAUUUCAAAAGUACCUUUAAGAAAUAAAGCAUUUC
This is a messenger RNA of Pteronotus mesoamericanus, 763 nucleotides long. RefSeq names its product piercer of microtubule wall 2 (gene PIERCE2). Gene Ontology annotation, cellular component: axonemal microtubule. Gene Ontology annotation, biological process: axoneme assembly. The coding region runs from base 264 to 629 and encodes 121 amino acids. NCBI's taxonomy places the organism in Eukaryota, Metazoa, Chordata, Mammalia, Chiroptera, Mormoopidae. The record is from RefSeq and is a predicted model, not a curated record. The transcript is spliced from 2 exons.